CCUUGCCUGUGCUGCGACAAACUAUUUGACUAGUCUACAUGAAUGCAGCCAGCACGGACAGUACCCCCCCAGGACACAUUUACGUGAUCUAAAUGCAUGCGGUUCUCUCACUUCAUCAUCACUUGAGUGAAAACACCAAUGGAGAGGUAACUUUGCGCUCGGGUGGUUCAUACUGUGUCUUUGAUCACGAAAAUGGACACUGCUGGAUCAUGGAUCAAAUGCAAAACGUUUCUUUUUUAUCUAAUGGUUGUCAACUACAUAUUUUUCUAUGGAAUGCCAUUUUCCAAUAUGGCCGAUGCUAGCCAAGCUGCCAGCAACCAAGACAAGUGGUCCAAUAUGACCUUGGUGGAGCGGCACCCUCUGUCCUCCUGGUACCAGAGAUCUCAUUGGCUUGGCAACAACAAACCAGGCGCUACACAUUCUCCACACAGACGCCUCACACCACUGUCCUUCUCCAGACCUGUCUAUUCUUUUCAAGUGAGAGAGGACACACAACCAGGAACGAUAGUGGGGAACGUGGAAGCAGGAGAGCACAGCAAAGGGUUGACGAACACCAUCUUCUCUGUGUUGGAGGACGAUGGGGAGGGUCUGUUCCUGCUCAGCCCUCUCUCUGGUGACUUUCUGCUGUCACGCUCCCUGGACUACGAAACCCAGAGACUCUACAUCCUGACAGUGGUAGUGAAGCAUGGGGACAUAGGGGCCAGCAGAGUCAGGGUCUAUUUUAACGUGCUGGAUGUCAACGAUAACCUUCCAGUGUUCAGACUGGACUCUUACUCUGUCUCUGUACCAGAGGACAGCCUUGUUGGAGCCUGCUUCCUCUCUCUCAAUGUCUCCGAUGCGGACGACGGUAUGAACGGAGAGGUGAACAUAGAAGUAACAACCGGAGAUGGCGACACUACAUUCUCGAUCAACCCAGACGGAGCUCUCUGCCUAAACAUAGUGUUAGACAGAGAGAGCAGCUCAGACUACCAUCUGACAGUCCAGGCUACCGAUCGUGCUCUGUCCAUUUCUAGACGCCUCACUGCCACAGCCCGUGUUGUCGUCAAUGUAGACGAUAUAAACGACAACGUGCCGUCUUUUACGUCAGCCCGUAGUGUCACCAUCCCAGAAGACACUGCUCUCCAGACUGUUGUCAUGGUGAUACAGGCAGUGGAUGUGGACUCAGGAUCCAACGGGGACGUCGUCUACACUCUGGAGAACACGUCAGUCAGUGUGUUCAGUAUCAACCGUACUAGUGGUAGUCUGUACCUGCAGCAGCCUCUGGACAGAGAGCAGUUGGAUACGCUGACUGUCACUGUGACAGCCACAGACAGAGGCACUCCUCCGCUGGCCUCCUCUAUGGACCUCACAGUGCAUGUAGAGGACGUCAACGAUCACAACCCAGAGUUCACACACAACUACUACAGCCUGGCAGUCAGAGAGGACACCCCCAGAGGAACCAGCCUGUUGCAGCUCCGUGCUCUGGAUGGGGACAUUGGCUUUAACGGACAGGUGUGGUACUAUGAGCUGUCCCAGGGUCAGAAGAAAGACAAUGGGUCUAAUGGACAGGUGCGCUACCAGCUGUCUCAGGGGAGUCAGUUCCUGGUGGACUCAGUCCGAGGUGUCGUCUCCCUGAUAGACAGGCUGGACAGAGAGAGAGCCUCCUUUCACCUGCUGGCCGUCACAGCCAUGGACCAGGGCAGCAUGCCCAGGUCAGCCACUGCUGUGGUCAACAUCACUGUCCUGGAUGUCAAUGACUGCAGCCCGCUGUUCUCUCCAGACACACUGACGCUUCAUGUGUUGGAGAACGGCGGAGACCCGUCUCAGCUCUCCCACCAGGUAUCAGCUAGGGAUGAGGAUCUAGGGGUGAACAGCCAGCUGAGGUACUUCAUAGGUAGAGGAGACGGGGAGGGUCUCUUCUCUCUGUCUCCAAACGGCACCUUUCACAUGCUACAGAGCCUGGACAGGGAGGUGACAUCACUCUACACGUUAGACAUCAUGGCUGUCGACUCAGGCCUGCUGCCUCUGACAGGGACUGUGACAGUCCAUGUUGUAGUGGACGAUAUGAAUGACAACCGGCCAGUGUUUAGUGAGGAGGUCUACACCACCAUUGUCUCUGAGGAUAGCCCUGCAGGCACAGUGUUUGCCAUGGUCACUGCCUAUGACGCGGAUGAUGGUGUCAAUGGACAAAUAAGGUAUUCCAUCGAGAGUGUUGAUGGACCCUUCUCUAUUGAGGACACGUCUGGGGAGCUUUUGACCACUGGCGUGCUGGACAGGGAGGCGGUGGCAAUCUACAGACUGACUGUGGUGGCCAGGGACACACACCCCACACAGCCUCUGUCCAGCUCAGUACAGGUGUCUGUCCUGGUUGCGGACGUCAACGACCACUGGCCUCAGUUCCUCCACAGCCCCUAUGUGGCUAACAUGCCUGCUGGAACUGCUCCAGGGUCUGUUGUGUGUGUGGUGAGAGCAGUGGAUGGUGACUCAGGGAUGAAUGCACAGCUCCACUUCUUCUUAUACGGGCAGAACACUGGCCAGUUCUUAAUCAGCCCACACAGGGGAACCAUUUUCACCUCUGGUGCCCUCACAGUGACAAACGACAUCACUAUUAACGUGCAAGUGGAAGACUGGGCAGACAACCCUAAAUUUGACACAACAACUGUUACCAUCAGGUUCAACGUUCUCAUCUUUAUUUGUCUACUUUUGGAGUUGUGGGGAAGGGGUGUAUAA
Coregonus clupeaformis (lake whitefish) is the source of this 2709-nucleotide messenger RNA. RefSeq names its product protocadherin Fat 4-like. Gene Ontology annotation, biological process: homophilic cell-cell adhesion. NCBI's taxonomy places the organism in Eukaryota, Metazoa, Chordata, Actinopteri, Salmoniformes, Salmonidae. Gene Ontology annotation, cellular component: plasma membrane; catenin complex. Bases 193 to 2709 code for a protein of 838 amino acids. The record is from RefSeq and is a predicted model, not a curated record. The transcript is spliced from 10 exons. Gene Ontology annotation, molecular function: calcium ion binding; cadherin binding.